Messenger RNA from Schistosoma guineensis, 366 nucleotides. Lineage: Eukaryota; Metazoa; Platyhelminthes; Trematoda; Strigeidida; Schistosomatidae. The record is from the annotation of a GenBank genome assembly.
AUGGUAGAUACAUGUAUUAAGUUACUCUUGGUAACAUUAUGUCUACAAAUCAUCCCAUAUGAAUGUCAAAUUAAUGUUGUUACUAAAGAAGUUGGUAACAGUGCUUUGUCCAAUGAAUCAACAAAUACCUCAUCAAUUUCUAAUCCCGUGAAAUCAGUUUCACUUCAUUUUUGUCGUUCAGCAAGAGGGAUUAAUCAGUCUGAUCCGAACACUGUACCUAAGAACACAAGUGAUGUUAGAUGUAAUAUUCCAAUUGCACAUUUAACUCCAAAAGGUCAUGAGCUUAAGUCUAUAUCCAUUAAUUUUGACGCUAAAUGUUUACCGAAACCAAAUCCAUGUGAGUUAACUGAGUGUAAAUUAUAUUAA